AUGGCUGAUUUACAAGGUCGCAAGGUCUUCAAGGUUUUCAACCAGGACUUUAUCGUGAGCGAGCAAUACAAUGUGACAAAGGAGCUAGGCCAGGGAGCCUACGGCAUCGUGUGCGCCGCAACCAACAUCCAGACCGGCGAGGGCGUCGCCGUCAAGAAGGUCACCAAUGUCUUCAGCAAGAAGAUCCUGGCCAAGCGGGCUUUGCGAGAGAUCAAGCUGCUUCAGCAUUUCCGUGGCCAUCGCAAUAUCACAUGUCUGUACGAUAUGGAUAUUCCCCGACCGGAGAACUUUAACGAAACAUAUCUCUAUGAGGAAUUGAUGGAAUGUGAUCUGGCUGCUAUCAUCCGCUCCGGCCAGCCUUUGACCGAUGCCCACUUCCAAUCCUUCAUCUACCAGAUUCUCUGUGGUCUCAAGUACAUCCACUCGGCCAACGUCCUGCACCGUGAUCUCAAACCCGGCAAUCUGCUCGUCAAUGCGGACUGUGAGCUCAAGAUCUGCGAUUUUGGCCUGGCCCGUGGUUUCUCAAUCGACCCGGAGGAGAACGCGGGAUAUAUGACCGAAUACGUUGCGACGAGAUGGUACCGUGCACCGGAGAUCAUGUUGAGCUUCCAGAGCUAUACCAAAGCGAGUAUUUGA
Penicillium egyptiacum is the source of this 636-nucleotide messenger RNA. The record is from the annotation of a GenBank genome assembly. NCBI's taxonomy places the organism in Eukaryota, Fungi, Ascomycota, Eurotiomycetes, Eurotiales, Aspergillaceae.